This is a messenger RNA of Penaeus indicus, 819 nucleotides long. RefSeq lists its product as uncharacterized. The record is from RefSeq and is a predicted model, not a curated record. NCBI's taxonomy places the organism in Eukaryota, Metazoa, Arthropoda, Malacostraca, Decapoda, Penaeidae. Bases 1 to 819 code for a protein of 272 amino acids. The transcript has 3 exons.
AUGAAACUCCUGUUUGUCUCAGCACUGGCUGUCGUGGUCCGGGCGGGACCCCAAGGCUACAAUAUAGCCACGCCUUCUGGAGGAGGAUUAUCUAUUGGUGGAGGCCAUUCAUCAGGAGGAAUCUCUGGUGGGAGCGGAAUCUCACGUGGUGGAUUCACCGGUGGCAAUGGAAUCUCAGGUGGAGGUUUUGCCGAUGGCAACGGAAUCUCUGGUGGUGGAUUCGCCGGAGGCAGCGGAAUCUCUAGCAGCAGCGGCUUUUCUGGUGUUGGAUUUUCCGGUGGCAACGGAAUCUCUAGUGGAGGACUCUCCGGUGGCAGCAGUGGCCCUGCAGGUGGUUGUGCCGAAGGAGAGAUCUUGCAUGUGGAUGGAUCUUGUGUUGUCCCCGUGGUUACAAGAAACGUCUUCUUGUAUAACGCUCCUGAACAGUCUCAGCAGCCAAGUGGACCACCACCAAGUCUUCCACCGCCAAAGGUUGAUCACAAUAUCCUCUUCGUACGUCUUCCUGAAGGAGGAGUAGGACCAGAACCUAUUAUUGUUCCUCCACCAAAGCAGGAGAACAUCGUGUAUGUCCUGAACAAGAACGAUGGAGCAGGCGGCCAGCGAGUAAUAGAAGUUACUGCUCCUCCACCUUCUGAUCCUGAAAUUUACUUUGUUAACUACGAGGAAGGAGAGAACCCAACUCUUCCUAUUGCGCUGGUGGUCAAGUCAUUGGAGGCGUGGGAGGUGUCGGUGGGUCUGGCGAUGGAGGAUUUGGCGGUAGUGGAACAGGUGGAAGUGGAGGACUUGGAGGUACAGCAGGCAGUGGAGGAUUUGGAGUAG